Lolium perenne is the source of this 526-nucleotide messenger RNA. NCBI's taxonomy places the organism in Eukaryota, Viridiplantae, Streptophyta, Magnoliopsida, Poales, Poaceae. The record is from RefSeq and is a predicted model, not a curated record.
GAGAACGACGGCAGCCUGAUGAUCCCGCACCGCCUGUUGCCCUUCAGGAAGACCUUCAAGGGCACGUUCAUGGUGAAUGGAGGGUAUGACAGGGAAGAAGGGGACAAGGCUAUCGCCGAUGACUACGCCGACCUGGUCGCGUACGGGCGGCUCUUCUUGGCGAACCCCGACCUGCCGGAGAGGUUCAGGAAGAACGCGGCGCUGAACAAGUAUGACAGGAGUACGUUUUACACCUCUGAUCCCAUUGUUGGCUACACAGACUACCCGUUUCUUGAUUUGCCUUAGCUAAGCUAUCUCAAAGAUGGGUUGUCUGAAUCCACCAUGGUUUGUUAGUUUGCACGGAUAUAAAAUCUUCACAAAACAUGAAUUGGAUGGGUUGUCUGAUCCUGCUUGAGGGUGUAUUAUUAUAGAUAGGGUUUUUUCUAUGUCUCAGUGCGACGCGCUCCAGUUACAUUUCCUUUUAAACUGUGGUUAUACUUUAUUUUUUUGGUGGUGUGCUAAUAUGGUGAACAUACAAGUUAUUUUA